AAAAAGCGUUCAUUGUCCAUUGUUUGUUCCUUGGCAACAGCACAUAAAUCUCAACAAACCUCAUAAACUAAUCAAAUCUCUAACCACCAUACCAUCAUGGCACACGACAACAUCUCCAACGACCAACCACCACCGGAAACACCCCUCCUCCGCCGCACCUUCUUCCAUCUCCCAUCAACCCUCAAACUCAAAACCACCCUCUGCUCAGAACUCUCCGGCGCCGUCGGAGACUUAGGUACAUACAUCCCCAUCGUCUUAGCCUUAUCACUAGUCAACAACCUUGACCUCACAACCACACUCAUCUUCACUUCACUCUACAACAUCACCACCGGCCUCUUCUUCGGUCUGCCUAUGCCAGUCCAGCCUAUGAAAUCCAUUGCAGCAGUUGCCAUCUCAGAAUCACCACCUCUCACCAUUCCUCAAAUAUCUGCAGCUGGUUUAUGUGUAGCUGCUGUCCUUCUCGUGCUCGGUACAACCGGUUUAAUGUCAUUUCUUUAUCGUUACCUUCCUCUUCCGGUUGUUCGCGGUGUUCAGCUCUCUCAGGGACUCCAGUUCGCCUUCUCUGCUAUUAAAUAUAUUCGCUAUCAACAAGAUUUAGCUUCUACUUCAGCUAAAACCGAUACAGUCCGUCCUUGGUUUAGUUUGGACGGAUUGGCUAUUGCUCUUGUUGCCGUUCUGUUUCUUGUCCUCACCACUGGUGCUGGUGAGGACAAACAUAAUUCAGAACGACAACAACAACAUGGAGAAGAAGAAUUAGACUCUGUUGUUGUUCGGAGAAAUAAAAUUAACCAAAGGUUGAAGAUUUUAUCGAUGAUACCUUCGGCUUUGAUUGUGUUUUUGUUUGGAUUGUUAUUGUGUUUUAUUCGUGAUCCUUCGAUUUUUCAUGAUUUGAAAUUUGGGCCGUCGAAGAUUAAGCUUGUGAGAAUUACAUGGGAUGAUUUUAAAGUUGGAUUUGUUAGAGCUGCAAUUCCACAAAUUCCUUUAUCGAUUUUGAAUUCAGUAAUUGCGGUUUGUAAACUGUCCGGAGAUUUAUUUCCCGACAGAGAAGCUUCUGCUAUGAAGGUUUCAGUGAGUGUUGGAGUGAUGAAUUUUGUUGGUUGUUGGUUUGGUGCUAUGCCUUGUUGCCAUGGAGCUGGUGGAUUGGCUGGUCAGUAUAGGUUUGGAGGUAGGAGUGGUGCUUCUGUUGUUUUUCUUGGGGUUGGUAAAUUGUUGAUUGCUUUGGUUUUUGGGAACUCUUUUGGAAGAAUUUUGGGUCAGUUUCCUAUUGGCAUAUUAGGGGUGUUGCUUUUGUUUGCUGGGAUUGAAUUGGCUAUGGCUUCUAAAGAUAUGAAUAGUAAACAAGAGUCUUUUAUUAUGUUUGUUUGUGCUGCUGUUUCUUUGACUGGGUCUAGUGCUGCUUUAGGGUUUUUUGUUGGGAUUGUACUUUACUUUUUGUUGAAAUUGAGGGAGCUUGAUUGUGGUGAUGGAUUUGGGUUCUUGUCCAAUUCCAACAAGACUAAAUCCUCUAAGGAUGAAGAAACUCCCUUAAUUGCCUAGACAUUUUGGUUUGGGUUUUGGUUCGGAUGGAGUGCCGAAUGGAUUCAUCAAAAUCAGGGAUUUUCUGCAUUCACGCAGUCAAUAAUUUCUAGUAAGUUUCAUAAAUAUUUUUAAAUUUAACUUGGUGAGUUCGAAACCAAGAUGUUGAUUAAAUGCGGAGAAUUCUUGACUGCAGAGAAUCUAGAUCCGUGUCAAUUGGAGACAGUCUUGAAAAUGAUAACAAAAGCUGUGAUCAUUGGAAGAAGAAAAAUUUGUAUAAGUACAUAUAUAUCUUUUCCACCUUCCUCCUGUCAAAUAAUCUUGGCUAUAUUUGUAUUGUUGUAAUGUUCAAUUUAGGGUGUAAAACAUAUGUGUAUAUUUAUUUAUAGAUAAAAGUUCAUCCUUUUAUGUAUGAGACUUUUGCCAAGAUGUGCUGGUGCAAUGGGGAACAUGGUUUUGUAGGACCCUCCCCUCCUAUACUGCGGACUCAAAUCAUGUGUUUGGAUGUAGUAGAAGGAAUCUGUUAUGAUUCAUAGGCAGGCACAUAUUAAGGAAAUUUCAUUCAGAUUGUAGCAAAUCAUUAUAGCCCACAAAAGCAUACUGAAUGAGUGAGUGUUUAGCA
Medicago truncatula (barrel medic) is the source of this 2137-nucleotide messenger RNA. Its product is annotated as molybdate transporter 2. Gene Ontology annotation, biological process: molybdate ion transport. The transcript has a single exon. Bases 97 to 1536 code for a protein of 479 amino acids. The record is from RefSeq and is a predicted model, not a curated record. Lineage: Eukaryota; Viridiplantae; Streptophyta; Magnoliopsida; Fabales; Fabaceae. Gene Ontology annotation, molecular function: molybdate ion transmembrane transporter activity.